This is a messenger RNA of Tachysurus fulvidraco (yellow catfish), 1015 nucleotides long. It is a transcript of the gene washc3, whose product is annotated as WASH complex subunit 3. The transcript is spliced from 7 exons. Bases 94 to 717 code for a protein of 207 amino acids. The record is from RefSeq and is a predicted model, not a curated record. Gene Ontology annotation, biological process: exocytosis; actin filament polymerization. Lineage: Eukaryota; Metazoa; Chordata; Actinopteri; Siluriformes; Bagridae. Gene Ontology annotation, cellular component: WASH complex.
UGUUUACUGAAUACUAAUAAAAAAAAAAAAGCUCACGAGCGCUUUAAAACAAAAACACUUUAACGUUCUCAGAGUUAUUUAUAAAGUGUUAUCAUGGAUGAAGAUGGAUUACCGAUCGUGGGUUCAGGUAUAGAUCUUACGAAGGUGCCUGCGAUUCAGCAAAGAAGAAUCGUCACUUUUCUCAACCAGUUCAUCGUUCACACGGUCCGCUUCCUCAACCGCUUUUCCACCGUGUGUGAAGAGAAGCUUUCAGCGAUUUCGUUACGGAUCCAGCAAAUUGAAACAACUCUCAGCAUCUUGGAAACAAAGCUGUCCUCGAUCCCUGGCCUUGAGGAUGUCACUGUGGACAGAGUGGAUCGGAGGCCUUCUGCAGAGACCAACGGCCCAGCAGUGGUAUCUAGUGCUCCAGCAGGCUCGACUGCACCUUCUCCUCCUUCUGAGGUUCCUGGACAAGGGCAAGAAGGCUCUCGGGGGCCUAAGGGAGAAUCGGCGGCAGACAACAUGAUGACCGUAGCCAAGGACCCUCGAUACGCCAGAUACCUGAAAAUGGUGCAAGUGGGUGUUCCAGUCAUGGCGAUAAAAAACAAAAUGAUUCUUGAGGGUUUAGACCCCAAUCUCUUAGAUUCACCAGAUGCCCCGGUACCAGACUUUAGCAAGAAAGGGACUGAAGAACGAGAAAACGACAGCUCAGACAGCGAAUCAUCUUUCAGUGACUGAUUAGCCCCGCGCUCUGACCUACUGAAGCUGUCUGCUGAGAGCUUGACUCUGUACAGGGUAAAUGUAUGCAGUGUACUCGCCCAUGCUGCUGACACUCACACGGACUACGCUCGUGCCGUACGAGCGGCUUAGAUGUGCCUUAGACACGGCUGUCUACAUCCCUCUCUACGUAGUGGUAACGAUUUAGAAAUAGUCAAGAAAAGGAUCAUCAUGAGAAAGUCGUGAUUCUUCUUAUUAAUGUGGACUUUUUUGUUGAAUUGUCAAUGAUUUUCACCAGACAUACAGCGAUAUCACCAAA